Molecule: messenger RNA, 822 nt
Organism: Rotaria socialis
Lineage: Eukaryota; Metazoa; Rotifera; Eurotatoria; Philodinida; Philodinidae
Source: the annotation of a GenBank genome assembly
AUGAUAUAUCAAACUUUGAAUACUGGCGGCUCAUCUCUCAGUCAAAUUGGCCUCAUCCUAGGACUUUUCAUUGAGGAAAAAACAAACAGUAUCUAUAUGUCUGAUAUCGGCGGAUAUAUCUCAUCAAACUAUUACUACGGCUCGAGUUAUAAUUACCGGAUACAACGUUGGUCACUAACUCCUGGAACUGUGGCUGGUACAACUGUCGCUGGCUAUGGCUCAGGUAGUGCUAGUGGAUCGUACAAUAGUAUAUCAGCAAGCUAUGGUCUGUAUGUCGACUCGUAUGGUACUCUGUUUGUUUCGGACAAUGCUUACCGUCGAGUUACUACGUGGCCUCAAAAUACAGUUUCUGGAAUUCUUGUAGCUGGCACCGAAGUGGCUGGUUCGAAUCUUACUUAUCUCAAUGGUCCACAAGGCAUCUGGAUUGAUAGAAAUGCGAAUAUAUUUGUGGUAGUUUCUGGAAAUCAUCGAGUAGUCAAGUGGACAGUCAAUGCAACAAGUGGCAUUCUCGUGGCAGGUGGAUUCUGGCAACGACCCUUUUCCACUCAGUUCAAUUGGCCUACUGCAAUCAUCAUUGAUGCGUAUGGAAACAUGUACAUUCUGGAUGCAGGUAAUCAACGAAUUCAACAAUUUACACCAGGAAAUAAAGUUGGUGUUACAAUCUUUGAUGCAUCCUAUAAUAGCGCCUUUGGUUCAACUGCAUACAGCAUGGCGAUGGAUUCGUUUGGAAAUUUGUAUGUUGCUGAUUACAUUGGAAUGCGAGUGCAAAAGAUUAAUGUUGUAGCACGUAGCUCAUGCAGUGGUAAGUUUCAGGCCAGCUGA